AUGGACGAGAUGGCGAUGCAGAAGAAAUAUGUGUUUGUCUACUGCUGCCUCGGUAUGGAUUGGUCCGCGCCUUUGCUAGCAGAGCGUCUCCAGAUCGCAUUUGAGAUCUUGCCUAGAAAAUACACCAAGAAUCUAAAGCGCUUCUAUGUCUUGCAUGCCACAAGCUCGACGCAUGUUACGAUGUGGUCGUUCUAUGCUUGGCUAACACCUCAAUUCUGGGACAAGAUUCAGUUUGUCAACAGCAUUGAGACAAUCUGCGAGGACCUGUAUCCAAACGAUGACUCUUCUCAAGCAGAACUUCGGCGCCGUUUUCCGCAGGUCAUUCAGCGACAAGAUGCACUUCGCAAUGGCGAUGAGCCACCGGUCAACUUUGGUGUUCCGAUCAGGGCCAUUUGCAACACCUUCGGUGUUGACUUCACGGACAAGACCACAGGACGCUGGUAUCCAAAGCUGCCGCCAGCUGUCAUUUUCCUAUGUGAGGCUCUUGAGAGAGAAGCUGCAGACGAAGAGUUUGGCAAGCUGUUUGAAGUGGAUCCUGAUGCACUGUUCCCUUUGUUGAACACCAUCGAUCACGGCAAUCCGUUGCCUCGUGACUUGGACCCAGCACUUCUUUGGUGCUGCCUAAAGGUCUGGUUGGACUGCUUGCCCUCUCCACUUCUGUCGUUUGAGGCAAUGAAUGUCUUGCAAAGCAGGGAAAUUCAGCGGCCGCCUGAGCAGACUGCAGUGAAAACCAUCGCCUUGCAUGCAACUGAAGCAGUGAAGGCCCGGCGACAUGCAGCGGCAGAGGGAGUACUUAGCCAGAGCCCGAGGCAAAGUGCACAGCCUAAUUUUGCAGCAUCCCAAACGCAGUAA
Molecule: messenger RNA, 852 nt
Organism: Symbiodinium pilosum
Lineage: Eukaryota; Dinophyceae; Suessiales; Symbiodiniaceae
Source: the annotation of a GenBank genome assembly